AUGAAAUCAGAGUUAUUUAAACUUGUAUUUAAUAAUAUUAUUAUUAGAUCAAAUAUAUUCAAUCAGUUACAAAAUGAAGCAUAUGGCCCUGGAUAUGAAAGAUACAAAUGGAUACAAUUAGUUAAUUUACCGUUUCUAUUGAUACAAUAUGACUAUUUCGAUCUUUUUGUAAAGCAUUGGAUCACCGUUGGUUGCAGUAACUAUCACUACAAACAAAUGAAAUUGAAAGACAACAUGGGGAUAUUUAAAGUAGCUAUCAAAUUCAACCGAUUAAACUUUAUCAAGUGUUUCGUGGAACUCAAUCUAUUGGACCUUUCAAAGUAUUCAACAGAAGUAAUAGAAGCCGCAAGGAGAGAAAGAAAAAAAGAGAUUGCAGUAUUUCUAGUUUCGACAAGCAAAUCAGAUACUAUUUAUGAUUAUUCGCGAGAUCUGAUUGAUGCUUGUAGGUCAAACGAUAUUGAAACUGUCAAACUAUUAUCACCAAAGGUCAACAAAGAAUUCUAUGAAGCUAAUUCACCGUUGUUUGAAGCUGCCUUUAGCGACAAUUUGGAGAUUGUAGAUUGGUUAUUGAACAACAGAUUCGAUGAAGCCAACUUAAUCGGUAGAACUAGAUUGGUUGGCAUGGUUGUAAACCAAAAUCUAAUGCAUAUACCUGAUUGGCUGUUGUCUAAAGGCCAUAUUGAAGAUAUAGUCUAUCACAAUAGAAAUCUAUAUUUGCACUUCCAACCGGGAACAUUUCAAUGGUUGAAGACAACCAAACUAAAGAUAAACUUUUCAUCAGAAGAUAUUGAUAAUGGUGCAUGUAGUUUGUCACUCGAUGACCUAAAGUGGAUGUGUGAUCACUGUAAUGAACAGUUUAGUGGUAUGGCAAUGUAUAAUGCGAUCACAAACUCCAAUUUUGAGGUUGCGAAAUGGUUACAUGAAAAUCAUAAUGCAGUUGGUUCAGAGGAGGUAGAUUAUAUAACUGUAAAUGAUGAAAAGGAAACGCUAGAAAUGAUAAAAUGGUUUCAUGAAAAUAGAACAGAUACACUCGGUCUCCAUGUUAUGGAUAGGGCUGCUUCUUCGUCACUAGAUAUUGUCAAAUUCCUUCAUUUCAACAGAACUGAAGGAUGUACUGAUAAUGCAAUGCUUAACGCUCUAAAGGCAGGUCACAUAGAAAUAUUCGAAUUUCUCAAAGAGAAUAGAACAGAGGGUGUACCGAAUGAUCUCAUUGAACAACUUUGUGCUGAUGGUAAUUUGGCGAUGAUUCAAUAUCUUCAUAAAACUGGAAAACCAAAUGAAUAUCGUAAUUGGUCACAAGCAAUCGAUAAAGCUGCCGAAAAAUCACAUUUACAUUUGAUAAAGUGGAUUCAUCAGAAUACUGCUCAUCGUUGCUCAAAUGAAGCUUUUAAAUGGGCAUUGUUAAAUGGAGAUUUUGAAAUGGUUCAAUAUCUCAUCAAUAACAAACUUUGUUCAUAUGAUUUAGAGUCGAUGGUGAUUUCAAGGAUAGGUUCUAAAUAUGGCGACAUUCCAACAUUGGAUUGGUUAUUGAAACAAAACAUAUUUGAUCAUGCCAAACUUGUUGAAUGUGCAAAUCAAAAUUAUGUAGAUUUUAUAGGUGCAUUCUUCAAAGAUUAUCAUAUUGAUAUAAUAGAUUAUUUUAAUAUGGACAAAUUAUUAAAGAUCAACGAUUAA
Molecule: messenger RNA, 1674 nt
Organism: Heterostelium album PN500
Lineage: Eukaryota; Evosea; Eumycetozoa; Acytosteliales; Acytosteliaceae
Exons: 1
Coding region: 1-1674 (557 amino acids)
Molecular function (GO): protein binding
Source: RefSeq, a predicted model, not a curated record